Molecule: messenger RNA, 1695 nt
Organism: Sorex fumeus (smoky shrew)
Lineage: Eukaryota; Metazoa; Chordata; Mammalia; Eulipotyphla; Soricidae
Gene: GRK1
Product: G protein-coupled receptor kinase 1
Exons: 7
Coding region: 1-1695 (564 amino acids)
Biological process (GO): signal transduction; protein phosphorylation; regulation of signal transduction
Cellular component (GO): cytoplasm
Molecular function (GO): ATP binding; rhodopsin kinase activity
Source: RefSeq, a predicted model, not a curated record
AUGGAUUUUGGAUCCCUGGAGACGGUGGUGGCCAACUCCGCCUUCAUUGCGGCCAGGGGCAGCUUCGAUGGCAGCGGUGGCCCAUCCUCCCGGGACAGGAAGUACCUGGCCAGGCUCCGGCUGCCACCCCUGUCCAAGUGUGAGUCUCUGCGGGCCAGCCUGGACCUGGCCUUCGAGAGUCUGUGCACGGAGCAGCCCAUCGGCAAGCGGCUCUUCAGGCAGUUCCUGGAGGCUGAGGGGCAGCACGCGCCGGCCCUGGGCCUCUGGAAGGACGUCGAGGACUACGACAUGGCCGAGGAUGAGCUGCGGCCGCAGAAGGCCCAGGCCAUCCUGGCCGAGUUCCUGGACCCCCAGGCCCAGCUCUUCUGCGGCUUCCUGGACGAGGAGACUGUGGCCCAGGCCCGGGAGGGGCAGCCGGCGGGCGGGGACGGGCGCUUCGGGCCGGUGCUGAGGGCCACGCUGGCCCACCUGAGCCAGGAGCCCUUCCAGCAGUACCUGGGCAGCCUCCACUUCCUGCGCUUCCUGCAGUGGAAGUGGCUGGAGGCGCAGCCCGUGGGCCACGACUGGUUCCUGGACUUCCGCGUGCUGGGCAAGGGCGGCUUCGGGGAGGUGUCCGCCUGCCAGAUGAAGGCCACCGGCAAGCUGUACGCCUGCAAGAAGCUGAACAAGAAGAGGCUGAAGAAGAGGAAGGGCUACCAGGGCGCCAUGGUGGAGAAGAAGAUCUUGGAGAAGGUGAACAGCAGGUUCAUCGUCUCUCUGGCCUACGCGUUUGAAACCAAGACUGACCUCUGUCUGGUGAUGACCAUCAUGAACGGCGGAGACCUCAGGUACCACAUCUACAAUGUCAACGAGGAGCAGCCUGGCUUCCCCGAGCCGCGCGCCGCCUUCUACACCGCCCAGAUCCUCAGCGGCCUGGAGCACCUGCACCAGAGGGCCAUCGUGUACCGCGACCUCAAGCCCGAGAACGUGCUCCUGGACGAGGACGGCAACGUCCGCAUCUCAGACCUUGGGCUGGCCGUGGAGCUGCAGGAGGGGCAGACCAAGACCAAGGGCUACGCAGGGACCCCAGGGUUCAUGGCCCCCGAGCUGCUGCUGGGGGAGGAAUACGACUUCUCUGUGGAUUACUUCGCCCUGGGGGUCACCCUAUAUGAGAUGAUGGCAGCCAGGGGACCCUUCCGGGCCCGUGGAGAGAAGGUGGACAACAAGGAGCUGAAGCAGCGGGUGCUGGGAGCGGCCGUGCAGUUCCCUGACACCUUCAGCACCGCCUGCCGGGACCUGUGCACAGCACUGCUGGACAGGGAGCCGGCACAGCGGCCGGGCUUCCGCGAUGGCAGCUGCGACGCGCUGCGUGGCCACCCCUUCUUCCAGGACAUCCGCUGGAGGCAGCUGGAGGCGGGGAUGCUGGAGCCGCCCUUCAUCCCGGACUCCAGGACUGUCUAUGCCAAGAACAUCCAGGACGUUGGUGCCUUCUCCACCGUCAAGGGGGUGGUUCUGGACGCGAGCGACACGGAGUUCUUCCAGGAGUUUGCCACGGGCAGCUGCUGCAUCCCCUGGCAGGAGGAGAUGAUCGAGACGGGCGUCUUCGGGGAGCUGAACGUGUGGCGGGCGGACGGGCAGAUGCCCGCCGACAUGACGGGGGUGGGGGCGGAGGAGGCGGCCUCCACCUCCAAGUCGGGGCUGUGCCUGCUGUCCUAG